Molecule: messenger RNA, 885 nt
Organism: Paramecium pentaurelia
Lineage: Eukaryota; Ciliophora; Oligohymenophorea; Peniculida; Parameciidae
Source: the annotation of a GenBank genome assembly
AUGCUACAUUUUUCUCCUUGGAGUCAAAAAAUAGAUCCUAUAACACAUAGACUUUAACAUAAGGCAUAAUUAUCAUUAUCACCUUAUGUACAGCCAAAAACAGGAAGAUUAAAUAAUCUAUCACUUUAAUAGAAUCUUAGAAAAAUGAACUCUUAAUUUUACAAAUAACAAAACAGUGGAAUUUAAGAAGAAUCUAAAUAAUACAAUAAUGCUAGCAGUUAAACUGAUUUACCUUCAUUAGAAUUAGAAGAAAUAUUAAAUGCAUAAUAAUAAUAAGAAUAAUCAUCAAGAAAAUAUCAAAAUGUUAUACUUUAAAAAAAAGAUCAUAAUCAUUAAUCAACUAUCAUUAGUUUAUUAUAGACUAUUCAUUUUAAAUCAGAUCAUCAUUAAUCUCUUAAAAAUAAAGUAUAAUAACUUAAACGAGUAAUUGUGCAAAAUAAAAAUAGAAUUAUAACUGUUGUAGUUGUUAAUAAUGCUACUUAAUUUGUUUCAUAUUUGUUUAAUUCAAAUUAUUUUGAUUAACUUCCUGAUCAUUUUUUUAUUACAUAACACCAUCCCUCUUUCUUUAUUACAUAAGUAACUAUUUCAAGUACUAAUUCCUCAAAUACUGUUCAUUCAUAUUAAGAUUUGUUGACUGUAACCAAAAAAAAUAGAAUAUAUGAUGUAAACUUAAAUAGAUUAUUAUAUGAUUAAUCAUAAUCUUUUAUACAUUAUUGUCCUGAUAUUGUGAUAGUUACAAUAGGUAAUCUUUAAGAAGAACUAUCAAAUAGAUAGAAGGAUAAGUCUUUUUUGGUUAGAAGUGCAGAAUAAAUUUAAAAAGAAACUAUUAGAACAAUAAGAUUAAAUAAAAAAAGAACAAAAUUUAAAUUAAAGGAAUUAUAUUGA